AGAAUAGCACAGUUUACGCGACUUGGUACGAGGUUGUGAUCCUGCUGAUGGAGCAGCAAGCACCUCUUAGACUACAAUACGGCUCGAUAUCCGAGAAAUCAACUUCGUUCUUCCACCAUGAGAACCUGAAAUCUCACUUUCACUAUUUUCAUCCAUUAUGAUUCCAUAGGUUGCAGCACGUAUGCGUCAGCUGUUUAAGGGGGUCGUUUCAUCUAGGCUGUAUAUCUUUGCGGCUAAUAACCCUCGCUGUAGUAAUCAUGGCGAUGGGUAAAGGAUUUCGUGUGUGUGAAAAAAUAAAUCCACCGAAUCCAUAUAGUGUUUUAUUGGAACAAAGAAAUAAAGAAGAAACGUUGUUGUUCGAAUCACAGGCGGUAGCAGUACUAUCACCUCAAGAAACUGAGUCUGUCAAAAAGCAGUACACAAAGUUGUUGGAUGGGUAUGGCUGUUUGGGAGUAUUGCAGCUAAAUGCAGGAGAAAGUACAGCGCUGUACCUGGUGCUUGUAACUGGCUGUGUGUCAGUUGGGAAGAUUGGUGAUUCUGAAGUUUUUCGGGUAACUCAGACAAGUUUUGUAUCACUCCGUAACCAGUCACAAGAUGAAGAGCGCAUCGCCGAAGUCCGCAAACUUCUUAACUCUGGCACCUUUUAUUUUUCGUGGUCAUCCUCCGGAGAAGCGUUAGAUAUUACGCUGUGCGCUCAACGUAGAAGGAAGAAUGCCGUGACAGACAACAGGUUCUUCUGGAAUCGCAUGCUGCACAUCCAUCUGCUUCGCUUCAGUGUAAACUGCUCCAGCUGGCUACUGAAAGCAAUGUGUGGCAGUGUUGAAAUUAGAACUGUGUACGUCGGUCACCGACAGGCUCGGGCCGUGAUCGUCUCUCGACUCAGCUGCGAGAGAGCUGGCACCAGAUUUAAUGUGCGAGGCUGUAAUGAUGAAGGCCAUGUGGCCAAUUUUGUAGAAACUGAGCAAGUCAUCUUUCUGGAUAACGAAGUAACAUCGUAUGUGCAGACAAGGGGCUCUGUGCCUCUGUUUUGGGAGCAACCAGGCGUGCAAGUUGGGUCUCAUAAAGUGAAAAUGUCACGUGGAUUUGAGGCCUCUGUAUCUUCUUUUGAUCGUCACUUGAAAAUGAUUAAGGAACGAUAUGGAAACCAAGUUAUUGUGAAUUUGCUGGGAUCAAGUCUUAUUGGGAGCAAAGAGGGGGAAGCCAUCUUAAGUCAGUUGUUUCAGGCUCACCACAGAGCGUCAGUCCAUGCUUCUGACGUACCGCACAUAGUAUUUGAUUACCAUCAAGAAUGCAGAGGUGGAAACACCAGGAACCUUACAAAAUUGAAGGCCAAAGUUGAAAAAUAUAUGAAGUCAUUUUCUGUCUACUAUGCCAAAGGUGACGAAGUCAUAAGCAAACAAAAAGGGACAAUACGCACAAACUGUUUGGACUGCCUUGAUCGGACAAAUUGUGUUCAAACCUUCUUUGGAUUAGAGACACUUGCUAACCAACUUCAUUUUCUGUGCCUAAUGGAGAAACAGCAAAUGGUGUCACGAUUUGAAGAAGUUUUUCGUCAGAUGUGGAUCAACAACGGGAACGAAGUCAGUAAAAUUUAUGCUGGUACGGGCGCAAUUCAGGGGGGUUCAAAGCUGAUGGACGGAGCAAGAUCUGCAGCACGCACUAUUCAGAACAACCUGUUGGACAACAGCAAGCAAGAAGCUAUUGACAUACUGCUACUAGGCAGUACCCUCAACAGUGAGCUGGCAGACCGUGCACGCAUCCUACUGCCAUCCAAUAUGUUGCAUGCCUCAACGAGCGUCUUACGUCAGAUGUGCAAGCGGUAUAAUGAGUACAUCUUCCCGAUGAGCGCUAGGGUAGCUGUUGGAACGUAAAUGCGUCAUGUUUAUAAUGUAAAUUUGUGAAUAAAAAGUUUAUUUUUCAAAGAAAUUACUCUUGUCGAUGUUACUAAUGUACCUGAAGAAGAAUCUCCUUCCGUUGAUAUUUUUGCAGUAGGUUUUGAAGAAAUUGUUGACUUGAAUGCCAGUAACAUAAUGGCUGCUAGUUCAGAAAAUGCAAAGGCGUGGGGAGAAGAACUACAGAAGGUGCUGUCACGAGACAGUAAUUAUGUAAUGGUGACAUAUGUGCAGUUGGUAGGAGUGUGUCUGUACCUGUUUGUUCGUCCGGAACACACGGCCUUCAUUCGGAAUGUAGCUGUAGAUUCUGUCAAGACUGGUCUGGGUGGCGCUACCGGUAACAAAGGUGCCGCGGCAAUCCGAUUUGUUUUCUACAGCACCUCGCUGUGUUUUGUUUGUGCUCAUUUUGCGGCUGGACAGUCGCAAGUUUCGGAGAGGAAUGCAGAUUAUGCUGAAAUUACGAGGAAAAUAAUGUUUCCAAUGGGCCGCACACUCAACUCACACGAUUAUGUGUUCUGGUGUGGUGAUUUUAACUAUCGCGUGGACAUGGACAAAGACGAGAUGAAGGAGCUUAUCAAGAAGGGGGAAUAUGACCAGAUAAUGCAGCAUGAUCAGCUGAGGGUUCAACAAGAACAAGGAAAUGUAUUCAAGAAUUUUUUUGAGGGAGACAUAAACUUUGCACCAACCUACAAGUAUGACUUAUUCUCAGAUGACUACGAUACGAGCGAGAAGUGCCGCGCACCAGCGUGGACAGACCGAGUGCUGUGGAAACGAAGGAAACAGAUUCCAGACACAGAUUUGUCAUCAGACUGGAAUCCAGGACGGCUUGUCCAUUAUGGAAGGGCAGAACUGAAACAGAGUGACCAUCGUCCAGUAAUUGCAGUCAUAGAUAUUGAGAUUUUCCAUGUAGAUGACUCCAGACGCAGUCAAGUGUUCAUGGAAGUCGUUCAGGAUUUGGGGCCUCCGGAUGCGACAAUCGUAGUUCAGGUUGAUGAUGGUGAAGGGAGUGGGGAAGAUGUGUUUGAUGACAACUUCAUGAUGGUUCUUUUGCAAGAAUUAUCGCAGAUAGGAGAAGUGAUUUUGGUUCGGUUUGUUGAGGACACUAUGUGGGUUACGUUCAGAGACGGUCAGUGUGCGCUGAUGGCCGCGAAGAAGGGCACCACGCAGUUAUGUGGGCAUGUGUUGCGGCUUGACUUAAAGAACGCCAACUGGAAGGAGCAGGCGCAAAAGGAAAUUGAGCUGUGCACAAAUAACACGACGCCACUUUGUGAGGAAGUGGAUCCAAUCUAUGUUACUAAUGGCGAUGAACUGUACACUGCUGGUAGGCCAGAAGAUGAAAUGUCGACGAGCGUAGCAGGUGGAGCAGAUCUAGGACCAAAGUUGGGAAAUCCUCCACCCCGGCCUGCGCCACCUUCCAGGCCCCCUCUUCCUACUGCAAAGUCUCCGUCACAAACAAAAAAGCAGAUGCCAAGGGCUGGAGUUGUAAGCAUCUCGCACUCCGUCAUCCAGUCAAGUCGGCAGGAUGCUGUUACCAAAGCUCCAGAGCAGAAAUGUUCACCCAUAUAUGGCCAGCUGGAAGACAGUGGUGCCAUCUAUGAAGAAAUUCAAGAUGGAGAGCAUAGUUCUCCGAUUCCAUCGGGGCCACCGCCUCCACCGCCUCGUUUUGAUUCCACUGAAAAAGAGGACUUUACAGUCCCUCAAUCCACCCCACCGCCUCUCCCUCAGCGACAGCUUCCGCCUCCACCAGUACCAGAUCGUUCUGCGGUUCCGCCCCCGGUUCCAGCUCGAGCCGGCGUGCCCCCUCCCAUUCCAGCUCGAACCUCCAACACGGCCACUCCCACUCCUCCGGCUACUCCCCGUCGGAACGUGAGUUGAACCGACGUGGGUCUCGGAACUGGGCAUAGUACACGUAGCGCAGUAGACUUAGACGUAUGUGUGUCUGCAAUAUGGCCAUACAGGUAUCAUGUGGGAUACAGUAUUUAUUUUUUUCUUGGCUUUGUAGCUACAAAUUCAGUAUUAGCGUACUACGUGUAUCUGCCGUAACUAGACUUCGCGGUACACGUCUCAUUCUUUUGUCUUUAUUUAGCAUCGCGCGGAGUCUGCGAGAAGUGCGCUCGGAUGCUUCUCAGACAUCUUGUUCUGAAAGAUAUUUUCUGCGUGUGACUCUGAACGCGCGGUUUGCGGUCUCUAAGUCCGACAGCAAUUGAAUGCUGUAUGUGCGGUUCCGUUAGCGCACAAAGUGUUGACUCUUGUUUCAGUACGAUCUCAGCGAUUGGUAAAAUGUUGUCAGACAUUCUCAUAGAAGCGAGAAGAACUUGCCUAUUGAAAUGUAAUUAAUUUCUGAUACUGACCAGAUCCGAGUACAGAUUUUUAUUUUUGCGGACCAAAGCCUUUAUCUCAGACUCUGCUGGACCAGAAGACAAAAGAAAAGUUACGGAUAUUUGAGGCAUUCGCCACAAACCGUGGUAAUUUGUUUUCAUGUCAGACAAACCUUGCUUUUGGUUGGCUCUCCUUCAAAAUCCACCGCGGCAAGAAUCGCGUUUUGUUCCGUUAGAAUUCCGCAGAUUGCGAGAAAGAUCAAUGACGGGAAUUGUAGCAGUCGUUGAUGACUGAGCGUGCGCUGAAGUGUCGUUCUGCUUCUGUAACACGUGCUGAAUGUGUGCGUGUAUCCACGUAAUUGUCAGUAGAGUACAUUCCAGUGAUUGGUGAUUCUGUCAUGAUCACCGAGCCUGUAUUUACAAGCUUGCUUAUUGGAAUAGGCCACGUUCAUUGGUCACUUUUUGAGAAUGGAUUGAAAAAUAAGCUUCAUCAUUAAAGUACCAAAAAUUGUAUUAUAUUUUAGAUAUUGUACAUUUACGUUCCUUCAGUUGCAAGAGAUGUAAAUAUUUAGAAUAAUAUAAUCCUGAUAUUGCUGUUUGUUUAA
Zootermopsis nevadensis is the source of this 4815-nucleotide messenger RNA. The record is from RefSeq and is a predicted model, not a curated record. Lineage: Eukaryota; Metazoa; Arthropoda; Insecta; Blattodea; Termopsidae.